Molecule: messenger RNA, 1807 nt
Organism: Sardina pilchardus (European sardine)
Lineage: Eukaryota; Metazoa; Chordata; Actinopteri; Clupeiformes; Clupeidae
Gene: tmem30b
Product: transmembrane protein 30B
Exons: 8
Coding region: 199-1224 (341 amino acids)
Cellular component (GO): endoplasmic reticulum; plasma membrane; Golgi apparatus
Source: RefSeq, a predicted model, not a curated record
ACGAACACGAUCUAUCAGGAAGUGAAGAUCAGUAACAAGAGACUCCACAGGUAAGGCAGGCAGGAAGGUGAGAGAGAGCUGCACCCUAAACAGAAGAAGAAGAAGAAGAAGAGAGCUGCACCCUUUUUGUAAAUCGGCAUUCGCUCUGAAUCGAGCUACAUCGUUAAACGAAGACAAAGAUACUCGUAGAGUCUCAGGAUGAAGAAGGAAGGGGAGACGCUGAACAGGCCGGACAACACAGCCUUUACUCAGCAAAGACUUCCGGCGUGGCAGCCUAUGCUGUCAGCUGGCAUCGUCAUCCCUGGCUUUGUGGUUAUUGGUCUGGCCUUCAUUGGUGUUGGAGUCGCUCUGUUUGUUACAUCACAGAACAUCCAAACACUGGAGAGGGACUACACGGGUGUUGACCAAAGCUCAGAAAACAACUGCUCCCAGUGUCUGGGUGUAAAAAAUUGCAUAUGUGCUCUUAAUUUUACACUCUCGAAGCAGUUUGAGGGGCCUGUGUUCUUCUAUUAUGGUUUAUCGAAUUUCUUCCAAAACCAUCGUAAAUAUGGAGUCUCCAGAGAUGACAACCAACUUUUUGGAGAUACAUCUUAUUUCACUAGCCCUGAUGAAGCUUGUUCCCCCUAUGAGUAUGACUCCAGAGACAGGCCAAUUGUCCCAUGUGGAUCGGUAGCCAACAGCAUUUUCAAUGACACAUUCAUCCUCUACCAAUUGGUGGGAGGGAAGAAAAAACAGGUUCCGUUUGAUGGGAAAGGCAUCGCAUGGUGGACUGAUCACAACAUCAAAUACAAAAACCCGUCCUUAGUGGAUGGUUCUUUGGCAAAGGCUUUCAAUGGUACCGUGAAGCCGCUGAACUGGCCCAGACCAGUCUAUGAGCUGGACACCUCCGACCCAUCCAACAAUGGCUUCUUGAACCAGGACUUCCUGGUAUGGAUGAGGAGAGCAGCCUUGCCUGAUUUUAGAAAGCUGUACCGUAGAAUAACUGAGGGGGAAUAUGCUGAUGGACUGCCUUCUGGGAACUACUCACUGGAGAUCAACUACAAUUACCCUGUCAAUGACUUUGGUGGUCGUAAGAAGGUGUUCUUCAGCAACGUUUCCUGGAUGGGUGGCAAGAACCAGUUCUUGGGCAUUGCCUACCUGGUGAUUGGUUCUCUCUGCAUUGUCAUGUCACUGGUCAUGCUCAUUGUCUAUGCCAAGUUCAGAUUUGAUGAUGAGGACUCCUAAUCAGCCCCAACCUUUCUGUGUGAAAAAAGUCCCAUCAGUACACAUUCUCCUGUUCAGUGACCUGGCCUCUGGGAUCCCAGCUAGUGGGAAAUGAUGCGAGAUAGAUGUGGGUUAGAUUUGUAUGAGUCGGUUUUAACCUCUGGGAAAGUUUGACUUCUUGCGUUAGCAUUUGGUGAAUUAUCAGAUGUUUACAGAAUCUACAAAUUAAUUAUGGUGAAAACAUAGCCUACUACUUUUAUUCCAGCAGUACUUGAAAUGUAAUCCACAUCAGAAAUAUCAAAGCUGUGGGUAUUUUAAUGUCACAGGCUUGAACAUCCCUGUUUGCACUGAUCAGUGAAUGCCAUCACAGUCUCAUGUUAAUCAACUGUUAAUCUUUUUUGUCUCAGGAGUGAAAACAUCAUGAACUGUUAAAUCUUUUUUUGUCUCAGGAGUGAAAACAUGUAAAUCUAAUGUGACUUUGUAAAUGUAUCAUUUAUUGUAGAUAUGGUUAUUUCUCAGGGUAUCAGGACAGAAAAAGGAUUUUAAUGUUUUGGGUGUAUGUUCUCAUUUGAAACACUAUGAAUAAAAUGUUACAUUUGUAAUA